Zerene cesonia (dogface butterfly) is the source of this 594-nucleotide messenger RNA. RefSeq names its product protein Asterix. The record is from RefSeq and is a predicted model, not a curated record. Gene Ontology annotation, cellular component: endoplasmic reticulum membrane. Gene Ontology annotation, biological process: protein insertion into ER membrane. Gene Ontology annotation, molecular function: protein folding chaperone. The transcript has 4 exons. Bases 184 to 510 code for a protein of 108 amino acids. Lineage: Eukaryota; Metazoa; Arthropoda; Insecta; Lepidoptera; Pieridae.
CAUAUGACAAGGUGUCUAUUGGUAUUUAGUACAGGAUUUAUUUGUCACCGAAUAAUUUAACUAUUGUGUAUAUUAAGAAUUUAUACCCAUACUUAUUCAAACUUUAUUUAGUUUUGUUCCAAUCUUUUGAUUAAUAAAAAAAAAGCUACAACUAUUUGCGGGCCAUCAAUUAAUUCCACCAAGAUGCAAUUAACAGUUGACCCAAGACGUGCAGAUCGUGAGCGGCGCUACAAACCGCCUCCACCAAAUUCAGCACCUGCUGAAGAUCUAACAACUGAUUAUAUGAACAUACUUGGAAUGGUAUUUUCCAUGUGUGGUCUCAUGAUGCGAUUGAAGUGGUGUGCUUGGACAGCCGUUUUCUGUUCCAGUAUUAGUUUUGCAAAUUCCAGAGUAUCAGAUGAUACAAAACAGAUUAUCAGUUCCUUCAUGUUAUCUAUAUCUGCUGUUGUUAUGUCUUAUCUUCAAAAUCCAGCACCAAUGUCUCCACCAUGGGCUACACUUACAACAUAAGAGAAUAAAUCAUAACAUUUCUUUGUGUGUUAAUAAAGAAUAUUUCAAUGUAUAUCUAAAUAUAUUUAUAUCUGUAUUGCAGUA